AUGUCAUUGAACUUUCUUCCAGGACGUCCCAAUGCUACUCUCCAGACGGCUUGUCAAGCAACAUGGCAGAAUCAUACCAUAUUUGCAUACUGCUCAGGGAAUAAUUUGAUUAUACUCUCCAAUAAAUUCACUAGGUUACAGACUAUAUAUACACCAAAAGAUUGUACUGCUGUGGAUAUUAACAGUCAGAAUGGAUUCAUCGCACUUUCCUUCCACAAUAGGGUGCUUAUCUACAAGCCUAUCCAUCAAAUCAUGCAGAAUCCCAAGUGGACUCAAUGUUGCCAAUUGUUUCAUGAUGACACGCCAGUGAAUUGCUUGAGAUGGUCUUCCGAUAAUGAGCUAGCCAUUGGGUCCGAUUUUCUCUCUUUUUGGAGGAUUAAGGACAAUUUUGGUGUGUACCAACCUAUCUUGCAGUGGAACCAAAAACAGCCUAAACCCGUUUAUAAUGUGAUCAUAUCACAGGAUUCUCAGCUGAUAGUCAGUGUCGGGAAAUACGACUGUAAUGCCAAAUUAUGGAAGCGUGUUUCAAUGGUCGGAGAGCAAGCCAUCUUCAAUCUUACCAUGUUGCCUCACCCGAAACCUAUAACUGCAAUGCGGUGGAAGAAAGAGCCAGACCAGGUAAAUAAAAACAAUGCAGCCUCUCAUGCGCUUUAUACGCUAUGUGAAGACAAAGUGCUGAGAAUAUGGUCGUGUUUUGAAAUGGAAAAAAAUCAUACUGUGCAAAUAUGGGGUGAAGUCCCUCUUUCCCCCACGCAGAAGUUUUGCGUGAUAAUAGACAAUUGGGUCAUCAGACAUACUCUCAGUAAGGAAGAAUUGGGAAACUUCAAUGUGUCUGACUCGGAUAUUGUUAUUCUAGGUUCAAUGACUGGGGAAUUGGAGAUUUUGGCUUUGAAUAAUCUUUCCCAAGAUCCUCCAAAACCAAUGACCAAAAAAACAAUCUCCUAUAAGAAAGUCAAGAAAGCAACGAUGCUAAACGACACAAAAUAUUUGUAUUUCCCAGAGAUACAGCCUUAUGACGAUAUGAAAGGCAAACUCUCUUUUCUUGUCCAUGAUUUACAAGGUGUAAUAAGACAUUUAGUAAUCGACAUUUUGCAGCUUAUAAGCAAUGAAAGCGAAGAUUUGAGUACCACCUUAGAGCACAAAUUUACAGGACACAAUAAAUCCGUGCAGAAGUUGGUAAGAAGCAGCGACGGUGAAGCUUUAUUGACUACUUCGAGAUUCUCGGAAAAUGGCGUUUGGUACCCACAAAAGUUAAGCCAUGGGGUGUCGCUGCGGUUGCAAAAUAUAAUCCAAACAGAGUCUCCUAUAAGGUUUGCGGUUGUACAUGAGUUGGGUAAACUGGUCAUCUGUCUUCUUGAAAAUGGGGCUUUUCAGGCCUGGGAAUGUCCAACGAAUCGUAAGGAGGACAGUGAACAGAAGCAAUCGUAUUUACGUGUGGAAACCAGAUUGGAAGAGGACAAAAAAAUCCAUCCAAUAGUCAUGUUAAAUACACCUGAGCCAAAGCAUAGUCAUGAACGUCAUUUCACCGCUUUAAUUUUCUCUGAUGGCUCAAUUAAAGCCUUUGAAGUUUCUUUGACACGCGGUAUUUUUGAAGUCAAGUCCGAUUCGUUAGAUAUCAAUGGCGAUGAUAUAUACAGGAUAUCUAUCAUUGACCCUGUACACCAAACUUUUGUAAGUAACAGGCCCUUGAUUUCCCUGAUUACUAAAAAAGGUCUCACCAGAACAUAUAAGGCCAUCGUUAACUAUAAUGAUAGGCAUGUUCAAUGGGUUAAAGCUUGUGAAAUUAACACCGGAAUAGUGAAUUCUACAUGCAUCAGAGGAUCAUCUACAGGUAAGUUAUGUAUCGUUGAUUCUACUGGUAAAGUAAUGUCACUCUGGGACUUGAACAGGGGAGUCCUUGAAUACGAAGAAACAUUUCAUGAUACUAUUGAAGAUAUAGAUUGGACAAGUACGGCAUAUGGUCAAAGUAUUGUUUCUAUUGGAUUUACAGGAUAUGCUUUACUUUAUACUCAACUAAGGUAUGAUUACACGAAUAACACACCUAGCUACCUACCAAUUGAAAAAAUUGAUAUCACAGCGCACACGGCUCACAAUAUUGGUGACUCUGUAUGGAUGAAAAAUGGUACGUUUGUUGUUGCUUCCGGAAAUCAAUUUUACAUCAAGGACAAAUCUUUGGAUUUGACGGAUCCAUUUACGUAUCAAUCUAUUGGUUCAAGGAAAAUUUUAUCAAAUGAUAUUCUCCAUUUGAGUAGUGUCUUAAAUGGUCCGCUGCCAGUUUAUCACCCACAAUUUUUGAUUCAAGCCAUUUAUGCGAAUAAGUUGCAACUUGUCAAGGAGCUAUUAUUAAGACUAUUUCUAGCAUUAAGAAAAUUGGACUUCGAAUCGCAAGAUAUAUCUAAUUUGGAUUCCAAUCUAGGAAUGGAUCCAUUGAAGUACUUUAUUGCUAAAGAUAGAGAUUAUCCGGUCGAAACUUUCCCUGAUCCAUACCCCUGCUUUAAUAAGACGGUGUCUCUGGCACUUACUGAGCAAUUAACGAAGACAACUUUACCUUAUUUGACUCGUCACCAGCAGAUUACGCUGAUCACAGUUAUUGAAGCAGUGGAUGAAGUCAUUAAAAAUGAGAACGUGGUAGAUUACAACGGUGUUAGGUUCUUGUUGGGAGUGAAGUUAUUUUUAUCACAUAAAAACGUUCAAAAAAGCAUAUUAAUGAGAGAUGUGUCCUGGGCAUUGCAUUCAGACAAUAAGGAAAUAUUACUAUCUUCUAUUGACCGCCAUAUUACAUCAUGGAGUCGGGCUCGAGAAUACAGAAUAGCCUAUUGGAUUAAGGAGCAAGACUUGGUGAAGAAAUUCGAAGAUAUUGCAAAAUAUGAAUUUUCCAAAGAUGAUAAGAGGGAUCCAAGUCGCUGUGCUAUAUUUUAUCUUGCGUUGAAAAAAAAGAAGAUACUGUUGAGCUUGUGGAAGAUGGCUAUUGGUCAUCCUGAGCAACAAAAGAUGGUUAGGUUUAUUAGUAACGAUUUCACUGUACCCAGGUGGAGAACGGCAGCACUCAAAAAUGCUUUUGUUCUGCUAAGUAAGCAUAGAUAUAUGGAUGCAGCCGUUUUUUUCCUCUUAACAGAUUCCCUCAAGGAUUGCGUCAAUGUUCUUUGCAAGCAAGUGAAUGAUAUGGACUUGGCGAUAGGUGUAUGCCGUGCUUACGAAGGUGAUAAUGGACCUGUGUUGGGAGAAUUAUUGACCUCGCAAAUGUUACCUGAAACAAUAAAGGAGAAUGAUAGAUGGAAAGCAAGUUUCAUUUACUGGAAAUUGAGAAAGCAGGAAGUUGCUAUUAAAGCUUUGCUGACCGCUCCGAUUGAUUUAGAAAAUAACUCAGGGAUUGUUGAUAAGGAAGCUUGUGUAAACAGAUCAUUCCUUGUUGAAGACCCAGCGCUGCUCUAUUUAUAUAAUCACCUAAGAAACAGGAACUUGAAGUAUUUCAUUGGGUCUCUUAAUGUUGAGGCGAAAAUUGAGUGUACUCUAAUUUUAAGAGUUACCGAUAUUCUUUGCCGAAUGGGCUGCAAUUACCUGGCGGUUUCACUUGUCAAAAAUUGGAAGUUUAUUGAAAGAAAUUCCACUCCUGUUCAAAAGCUAUUAAAGAGCCCCACGAAGGACAGAGCAUAUUCUGCUAUUGGCGCUCUGGCAUCUGAACCAAUUUCGACUGCUAGGAUGAGACCCAGUCUUUUUGAUAAGUUUGGCUUAUCAAAUGCCCCAAAUAUGGAGGCUCCUAAUCCCAAUGCAAAGUCGCCAAAUAAUUUAUUAGACGACUUUUUGCCACCACCCUCAGGUAGUCCUUCUUCAGUUUCCCUCGCUCAAAGUUCUUCUUCUGCACCCAGGAGUAUAUUAGAUGAGUUUGUGUCUUCUUCUUCAUAUUCUCAACACAAAGAGAAUCUAACUCCAAAAGUGCUAAACGGCUCUUUGGAGAAAGCAGACAGCUCAGAAAACAAGAACGAGAAAUCCUAUAAGGACAUAUCAGACGAUUAUUCAUUACAAAAGCCGCAGAAGCCAAAAAAAUCCGCUAUUACUAAGAACUUACUGGAUGACUUUAUAUGA
Messenger RNA from Saccharomyces paradoxus, 4083 nucleotides. It is a transcript of the gene RAV1, whose product is annotated as Rav1p. Gene Ontology annotation, cellular component: RAVE complex. Bases 1 to 4083 code for a protein of 1360 amino acids. The transcript has a single exon. NCBI's taxonomy places the organism in Eukaryota, Fungi, Ascomycota, Saccharomycetes, Saccharomycetales, Saccharomycetaceae. Gene Ontology annotation, biological process: vacuolar acidification. The record is from RefSeq and is a predicted model, not a curated record. Gene Ontology annotation, molecular function: protein binding.